Molecule: messenger RNA, 3308 nt
Organism: Amblyraja radiata (thorny skate)
Lineage: Eukaryota; Metazoa; Chordata; Chondrichthyes; Rajiformes; Rajidae
Product: cyclic AMP-responsive element-binding protein 3-like protein 3
Exons: 10
Coding region: 502-1902 (466 amino acids)
Biological process (GO): regulation of transcription by RNA polymerase II
Cellular component (GO): nucleus
Molecular function (GO): RNA polymerase II cis-regulatory region sequence-specific DNA binding; DNA-binding transcription factor activity, RNA polymerase II-specific
Source: RefSeq, a predicted model, not a curated record
AAUACCAGGUUUGGCAUUCUUUGGACAGUUUUAGAAUGACAUCAUCCUCAGGUUGGUUAAUCAUAAACAACUAGUUUACAGCCUCUGUUGACUUUAUUGAGCUGCUUUUUGGACAUUGGACCUUUUUUUUCCAAAACUUCCAACUCUCACUGCUGUGUCGCUCAAAUUACCCAGCCUGUGGGAUGGGCCAGUCGAGGACACUGCAGGGAGUUUGUGUUAUUCUCAGUUCUGAACUCCCUUAUGAUGGUAGGCAGAGCCUACCAUUAGACAUACGAUACUAACUGAUGAUGCAAUUUUCCCAGGACUCUUGCUUCUUAAGGCCCUUUAGAUAGAUUAUGGUCCUUGCUGAUGGUGAGAAUUGGAAAACGUUGUCUCCACAAUUUUCAGGGAAGUAUUACCUAAUUGUGUCAACAGGAAUCCUCAAAUAGUAUCCCCAACAUGUUGCUCGCAGUUGGGGAAUGGAUCAACAUAAAGUCUUAGGUGUUAGAUAAUUUAGUGACAAUGACGUUCACUAGUUUACGGCGAUUUAAGGUGCCAGGAGAAUGCUUGACCCCUCGACUGGACAGCGUGGAGCUCCUGGAUCUACUCUUUGACCAACAGGAUGGGAUUCUUCGCCAUGAAAACUUCCACGCAAAUGGCAUGGAGAGUACAGAGUGCUGGGAGAUGGCACAGCCCAGUAUUCACAAUGGGAGAAGUAACGAAGAGAUCCUGUCCUCCAUUCUGGCAGAAGCUGUCCCUGCCUCCCCGCUCUGGUCCUCGGCUGGCAGUGACAGUGGGAUAUCUGAAGACCAGCUGUCUGAUCAGUUGGACAGCCCGCAGCAGCCAUUCAACAGCCCCCGAGACUUCGAGAGUUUCCACAGGGAACUGCCUUUUCAUCCUGGCCCAGUGUCCUGCUGCCCAGACCCUUGUCCAGGAGUUCCAGAUGUGACAUACCCAGAUGUGGAUUUCUCUAUUAACUGUGGUGACUGGAAUACUGAGGCGCUUGAGGAAGGAUCACGUAACAUUCCAACACAGCCUGCUACGAACAAUUUCCUCACACUCACUGUCAAGGACCUACUGCUCUCAAACAUGUCGGAGAAGAACCCACCACAGCCAUUCCAUGCCCGGGAGCUGGUGCUCAACGAAGAUGAGAAGAAGUUACUAAUGAAAGAAGGGACCACUCUUCCAUCCCAGCUGCCGUUGACUAAGCAAGAAGAACGGGUUUUGAAGAAGAUCAGGAGAAAGAUCCGGAAUAAACAGUCUGCUCAGGAGAGUCGCAAGAAGAAAAAGCAGUAUAUCGAUGGCUUAGAAAACAGGAUGGCUGCUUGCGCGGCCCAGAACCAUGAGCUACAGAGGAAGGUCAUCCAUUUGGAGAAGCAAAAUACGACAUUGCUGCAGCAGCUGAGAAAACUCCAAGCCUUGGUCAUGCACUCUACAGGCAAGACUGCGCAGACAAGCACAUGCAUUAUGGUGCUGGUGUUGUCCUUCAGUCUGAUCAUAUUCCCCAGCUUCAGCUCCUUCAGCUCCAAUAAGGGUGCAAAUGAAGGUGACUUCACUCCGAUACGAGUAUUUUCUAGGUCUCUGCACAAUGUGGAGUCGACCCGUGUGCUUCAUAUGUUGGCCAAGCCUCAGCAUGACAUUUCAGCAGGGAAGAAGGAGGAACGUAAAGACCAGCUCACUUUGGAGAAUACUGGCAUGGUCAGCGAACAGGUCCAAACUGUGAAUGACAAUGAACUCACUGGGGUCUUUGGAAGUCUCUCUCUUGGCGCAUCUGACGCUUUGCUCAGGAAUGGCACCGCUCCCAAGGACAUUACCAUCCUUGAAGAUCUCGACCCUGAAGAGCACAGUACAGAACAUGGGCAUUCACUCUGGACUAAACGGAGCUCUUCUGAAAAGACCGCUAACCAUGGAGAUGAAAUGUAGUGGGUUUUGAAUUAUGGGGAAUGUCAUAUUAAUUGAUAUUUAAAUUCGGCUGAUUGGGUUUUGAGAUUUAAGUCUUUCCAUCAGAAUAUAUUCCAAUAUUUACAGCCUCACAUUUUCAUAAUAACCAUUUUGCAGUCCAAAUAUAUGUGUUGACCUUCCAUUUCUUGGUUUUGUAUGGCCACAAUUUAUAUAUUUAAAUUUAAAAAAAAGUAAACGUUAGUCGUAAUGACAUUAAUGUGUCAAUCUCAGCUUCAUAUCAGUACUAUAACUAAUCUCUAAGCUUAUCAAGGCGAUCAAAUGAGCUGAUCACAUCUCGUGUGCGGGGUACAUUGUGUGAUUUUAAGUGAUCUUGUAGUUGCUCAUUCUUGAUAUAGAGACAAGAUCAGCUAUGUGAGAACUGUAAAUCACUCUGUGACAGUGUUGCCAUACUGAUUGGCCUCUCUCUUGCUCUCUUUCCUCUGACCUGCAAGAUUGAGCUUCAUGUUUUCCUGUCCCAGCCACUUCCAGUGAUUUCAUUCCAUCCUUAACUUUUGGUGCUUAAUUCUCCACUUCCAUGGUGGCCCUCUGAGUAAGGAGGGAUACCACCUUCACCACUGCUUGCUCAUUUUUAAUACAAGCACACGGGCUGCCUCCAAUGUAGUAAUCGCUGAUUAAGUUGUGUGAUUUACUUGUAACUAUCUCAUUGCCCUGACUUAUCUUCUCCACGGAUUCAUGAUCAUUCAUGAUUAAAGUAUCAUUCAUGAUCUUCCCAGCUCAGUCCGCUACCACUUCAGCUUCAUCCAACAUCCAUACCUCUCAUGGCUUAAAUCACCUUCUCUCAUCACCCAUCCCUCAUCCUCUCCCUCACUCCCCCAACUCAUAGCCCCAUCCUCGCAUCCUACAUUUUCUCUAAUCCACUCCCUCCUUCCUAUUCACUCUCUUGUCCCCAAUUACCCCAAACCAACCCCCUAUCCACCCAUCCCCCCACCCACCUCCACUCCCCUAUCCACCCACCUCCACUCCCCUAUCCACCUCCACUCCCCUAUCCACCCUCUCCAUCCUAUCCACCACUUCCCCCCAGAUUCUUGUCAGCGUCCAAUCUCAAUAUCCACUUCCGUAUACCAACUAUUCCAUUCCUACCUCAUAGUCCAUCACCUCCCUUCAUCAUUCACUCCACCACCCCCACCUAACUCCUUCCCCACCAUCCACUCCCAGCUCAUUGAUACUAUCUCCCAGGCUAUCGACCUGUACCUCACCAUGCUUUGUCAUGUGUAAUUGUGACUUUUGUCACUUUGCCAUAAAUGUGACUUUCCAAAGAAAACAAUUGAUUAAUUAACUUUAGAAUUUACUUUUAGGCCUUCUUUAAACUAUUUCAGUGUCGCAAUCGGAUUGAAUGUAAAUCAUUAAAAUUCCGCAGUUCUUUAAAA